AUGGCGUCUAACACUUCAGCAACCGACCUAGAGUCGAAAGUCUCGAAGCUGUCGAUCGAGACGCCGGCUCCAAAAGGCACCGGCCUUUGUUCCAAGACCAAGACCGCUGCCAUUGCAGACAGCUGGGAGGAUGAAGCCAUCAGCUCCGACUCCGAGGUCGACAAGGAGUACGACAAUUCGGGACCUUCGUCGCCGGAGCAGGAGAGGCAGCUGGGGCGCGGCAGUGGCCAUGCUGGCACAACUGCUCCACCCCCCACACCUAUGUCACCGACGUACGGCAAGCGGCCAUUCUCACCGACGACCUCUGGACCAACAUUCGAACUGCCCUAUGAAGCUCCUAAUAGCGGCCUUCUAGGCGGGACGACGGCAUCGGCAAGGCCGGAAAAAACGGACGCCGUAGCGCGCCGAAUGAUCGCGAGCGCGUUAGGCAUGAAAGUGCCCCGGCCGAACGAGGAGCAGCGGGCAUAUGACCGUGCCGUCCGCGAAAAGGAGCGUCGGCGGCGUGAGGACGAGAAGGUGCGCGAGAAGAAAAGAGAAGAGGAGGCCUUGAAGGCUAAGCAAGCUGUCUGGGAAGAAUGA
Molecule: messenger RNA, 579 nt
Organism: Lasiosphaeria miniovina
Lineage: Eukaryota; Fungi; Ascomycota; Sordariomycetes; Sordariales; Lasiosphaeriaceae
Exons: 1
Coding region: 1-579 (192 amino acids)
Source: RefSeq, a predicted model, not a curated record